This is a messenger RNA of Naegleria lovaniensis, 3039 nucleotides long. RefSeq lists its product as uncharacterized. Gene Ontology annotation, biological process: cyclic nucleotide biosynthetic process; intracellular signal transduction. Lineage: Eukaryota; Heterolobosea; Eutetramitea; Acrasida; Naegleriidae. The transcript has a single exon. The record is from RefSeq and is a predicted model, not a curated record. Bases 1 to 3039 code for a protein of 1012 amino acids.
AUGUAUGAAUUGGAAUCUCAAGAUUCUUCUUCUACAACACGAGCCGAUGAUGGUUCCGACAACAAACCAUACAUUGCUCCUACAACGACCUAUUCAUCGUUCUACUCGCAGCACCAACAGUGGCCACUCGGAACAAGAACAACCGAGAAAUCCUCAUCAAGUACUAGCCAGGAACGUAAUUGUAGCAUCAUCAGUACUCCUAACGCCAAUGAUAUUCAAACCACUAAGGGUUUUAUGAACAUAAUUGGGCAUAGAUCUCCAUGCGAAGAAGGCAAUUAUUUACAGCAUCAUCAAUCUUAUGAAUCAUCAUUAUUCUUUUAUCCUUCCUCUGAUCAACAGCUAGAACACCGCUGUAAUAGUUUAUCGACCGUAUCAUCGGAUGCCAACCUUUCCUCUCAAAGAACCGAUACUUUAUCUCCACCUUAUUCCAUUCAUCCUCAACAGCCAACUAAUUGUGUACAGCCCUCAUACGCAUCAAUAGAUGCUAAUUCAUCUCCCAACAAUCACCAUCCACACCAGCAAUGUACAAUGAUCGACGACAACUCUCCCAAUAGCCCAACACCCUCCUCUGUGAAACACUCGGAGAGCAGUGGGAAACAGAAAAUGGAAUUGAAAAGUUCACAAUCUGAAAAUAAUAGUGAUGAAAGAAGACGAGCAACAACUCGACGUAAAUUAUCCUAUUGCGCGUCAUUCUUUGCUAAAUUCAUUACAGUGACCAAUGUUUUGGUGGUGCUAUUUAUUUUCCAAGUUUUUCUUGGUAUUGCUUCAUCAUUUGUGUUGCUGUAUUCAAGUGGAGAACAUGUUCUUUCUCAUAUUAGAGAUUUCCAAAGGUUUCAAAUGCAAGUUUUUAUCGAUGGAGAAAUACAACAUUUUAUGGAUAAUAUUAAUACUAUGGUCUCUCAUAUGAUGCGACUGGUCCAUAGAAUUAAUCUGAACGACGAAAUAGCGCUGCUAAAGAUCAUUGACACCAUUGACACUCUUUACGCUAGUACUGUGGGAGCUAAUGCCUAUAGAUAUGCUCGAUUUGACGACAGAUAUUUAGCUAGAGAAUAUAAUCAAACGGUAAAAGGUUUAGCAUUAAGGGUCUAUGAUCCCUUAGAGACCUCGUUUAGGUAUUUUAAAAUUAGUAAGGAAGAUAUGAUCCUAGCACCAAACAACUGCUCUCUAUCAGAAUACCUCAACAGUACAUUUACUCCAUUCUUUAAAUCCAAAGAUGCUAGAUACAAUCCAAAAUCAAGAGUAUACUACUUGCCAUUUGACAGAGGCAACGAUUCGGCGACUGAUAUUUUAUGGACCGAGUCGUGGAUUAAUUAUGUUGGCGCAUCUGUUGUGUCACUGAGUAUUCCUCUAUUUAGCAAUUAUUCUCUGUCAUAUCUUAAUGAUCCACGUAAUAAUGAUUUGAUACAAUCUGCAUUUUCACCCAAGUUAAUUUCCAUUCCUAGCGUGAACUCAUACAGCAAUCCACAAUACAAAAAGCCUGAAUAUUUAUUUGGAGUAUUAAGCAUUCAGUUUUCAAUUGAACUUACCAUUUCAAAGCUUUUGAACUCGACAAGAUCCGGAUGGGAUAUCCUUUCAAGUUACAACAACAACAUUUUAGAUAACAGUUUUAUAAUGGAUGCGAAAAACACAAUAUUGGGUCAACACGGAGCCGGAACAAGAGUGAACGCCAUGUACAAUAUCAUUGUACAAAAGCAGUUGAUCGAAGUAUUACUUGCAGCUAAAUGUUCAGCCAUUCAAUUGCCGUCAAAUAGGACUGACGCUUCUGUCACAUCAUCCAACACUCUAUUUUUCAUCAUUCCUGGUGGUACAACAGUCAACGGAACCACCAUUCCUGAUACUCUAGAAGUUGCAAUUAUGCCCUUUUGUGACAAAUAUAACCUUCAAUGGUUUAUUGUGGUUGGUAUCAAGCAAACUUCAUUUUUGGAAGAAGCAAUUGGCGGCAGCGUUUAUAAUAUCGCAAUAUUUGUAGGAGUGUUGGCAUUAGAAAUGCUACUGCUCUCUCUUAUUAUCAUUAGGAUUAGCUUCUCCCUACAACAAAUUGCAAGCUCCAUGGCUAAAAUAUCUCAAUUUGGGAGUGUCUUUGAAAAUUCGAAAAACACCAUGUCGAAAUGGAAGCAAAGAUUACUGAAGACUAUUAAUUUCCUCCAAAGAAAUACAUUAUUUUACGACAUCCGAUUAAUGCACCAAAAUCUCUCCAUUAUGAAUAAUGGACUUGCAUCAUUUUACAAAUACAUUCCUAUGACUAUUAUGAAACAUAAUAUUUGUGAGGGUGAGAACUUUGCAGUUGGCUUUUCCAAAAGAGAAUUAGGCAUUUUGCGAGUUGAAAUUAAUGGUUUCUCUAAGCUGUCGCUCAGUACGGCCAACUGUGAAAGUUUUACGAGAGUCAUGGCCAAAUAUUACAACCUUAGCUUCAUUGCAAUUCAAGACAACGGUGGUAUGGUAGACCAGAUUGUUGGAGGAAUAGUAACUGCUGUGUUUCAUUUACCAGAUCAUGCUUCCGAAAAUUGUGAAACGCAAAUGUGUCGCUCAGCUCUUCAAAUCAUUUUGGAAUUAGAAAAGCUGAACCAAAAUCUCUCUACAAAUUUCACCGUUACUAUUUCAAUGAAUUAUGGAAACAUGUCAGUGGGAAAUAUUGGUUCGAAUGUUCGCUUGAGCUUUAGUGUUUUUGGACCUGAAGUUACGUUGAUAAGGAACAUGAUAUCUGAACUUCAAAAUUUUUCAAAAUCCCAAAUAUUAAUCACAGAAAGAGUGUACGACAAAGUGAAACACAUUUUCACGUGCUAUUUUAUUGAUUUUGUGAUUGUGAAUGAGCAGGUUAAAGGGAUUUAUACUUUGGAAUGUUUGUCAGAACUAUCUAGUGUGAACCAAAAAGAAAUUUCCUCAACAUUGGCAAACAUAAGACAAUGUAUUAUUGAGCAUCGGUGUUUCAAAGAAGCCAAAAUUGAAUUGACAAAAUUGCUCUCGGAUACACAGUCGCCUUGCCCUCAUACUCUAUUGCAAACACUGAACGACAAAAUUGCUGUCCACAAUAAAAACUGA